Messenger RNA from Morus notabilis, 3309 nucleotides. RefSeq lists its product as uncharacterized. The transcript is spliced from 6 exons. The record is from RefSeq and is a predicted model, not a curated record. Bases 29 to 2836 code for a protein of 935 amino acids. Lineage: Eukaryota; Viridiplantae; Streptophyta; Magnoliopsida; Rosales; Moraceae.
GCGGUUUGAGAAAGAUCAAUCAGGAUGUAUGUGGGGUUUGAUUAGUAUGUUUGACUUCCGCCAUGGUCGAUCUACGCGGAAGUUGAUUGCUGAUAGGAGGCAUGGAAGCAAGCAUACUCUUGGUACUGGAAUUUCAAAGAAUAAGUUUGAAGUAUUGAGUAAUUUGGAAGAAAACUGUCAAGGCACCAUUGACGGCAACGAGAUCAAAAGAGAAAUUGUGACGGCUGAUGCUGGUAAGCCUAGUGUCAAAAAACUCAUGGAAGAAGAGAUGGUCAACGAGCAGGGCUUGAAGAAAGACAUGAGGGAUGCUGUAGUAGAACCUAGACAAUCAGAAUCUGCACAUGAAGGCCAGAUAAAGACGGACCAUAAGAAGACAAAGAAGAAUCGCAAGAAAAGCCGUGAUUUGGAUGCCCAUAAUCUGAAUGUUGACGAAAAUUUAAAAUCCGAGUGCUCUUGUAAACAGAAUGCAGACCAACAAUCUGUAAAAGAUCUGGGUAUAGAUGAGAUAAUGGAAGAGUUCUCUCGCCGAAUCCAUCAGAAGAGUAUUAGUUGCAUGGAUGGUUUGAAUGGCGAAGCUAUUGAAUUAUCGAGCCUCAAGAAUUCUGAUUCUGAAGAGAAACUAAAACGGGUAAUUAAGGAGUUCAUAGUUCAGAAGUUUACUAAUGGGAAACAUCUCAAAGAAGAUCAGAAGAUUCAACACUAUAAAGAACUCAUGAAUGAACUAGAGCUCAUAAGUUCAGAUGAGGAAUUGUUUCUGAAAGUCGUACAAGAUCCACAAUCAUUAUUGGUUAAACAUGUUCAGAACUUGCAGGAUUCUAAAGCCGAAAAGGACGAAGAAUCCAAGCUGGUUGGAGGAUCUGACUUCUCAGAACAGAAGCUUGUCACUGUAAGAAAAUCCCAAGAUGCUGUCAACCAUAAGCAGCGUUCCUUUUUCAGGAGAAAGGCCAAGUCAGAAGAAAGAAACCAAUUGAAGGAAAAUGAGCAUGCUGACAAUUUGAAUAGAAUUGUUAUUUUGAAGCCGGGGCCAAUGGGUGUACAGAAUUCCAAAAUUGAAACUAGCCUUGGCCCGUCCAAAGAGUCUCAUGAUAUUGUCACAAAUAAAGAGGCAAGUGAUAAAGUUGGAUCCCAUUUUUUCCUUUCUGAACUAAAAAGAAAAUUGAAGCAUGCUAUGGGAAAGCAACAUAACGAAAUAUCUCGAGUUAGAGUUUCAAAUAGACCUACCCACAAGGGCCAAACUCAGGGAGAUGGUGAAAAGGGAGUUGGGAAAGGUAGUAUUGGAAGGAAUUCUCCAACUAAAGAUCACUUCUUUUUCGAAAGAAUUGCUAAACCUUCAAGUGGUUCCAAGAAAGCGGACAAGAUAAACAAAAUGAGAGACUCUGAAAUAAGUAAACAUGAAACUGAUGAUCUCUCCAAUGAAAGGAUAUCCAAUAUCUACAUUGAGGCCAAGAAACAUCUCUCCGAACUACUAAGCAAUGGGGACGGCAUGGGCUUAUCGAACCGACAGAAUCCUAAGACCUUAGGGCGGAUUCUCUCUCUUCCUGACUACAGCAUUUCUCCUAUUGGCAGUCCUGGAAGGGACUGGGAGAAGAGCUUUGUGACUGCACAGACGAGAUUUACUUCGCAAGACAAAUUUCAAAAUGUAAAUGAGAAGAGGUCCUCUCCCAGAGGGGAAAACAAAGGGAGUCCUCUCGGUAGGGUAGUAAAAACCGUAGAGAGUCAGUCACCUAUUACUGACAUCAGUCCUGAUCAUAAAGUACAAGAUCCUAACUCAAACACCGACAUCUCUGAAGACAAUGCUUGUGACGUUGAAGUUGAAGAUGCAGUUUGUUCGACUAAAGACGGGAUGAGUCGUGAAGGUGAUUUAAAGCUCGGGAUAGAAGACAGCAUUAACUUGGAUAGUCCCCAUGAAAAUUCUGCAAGUUAUUCGGAGCCUGUGAAGGAUGAGAGCAUGAUCUUGGAUCUUCCUUGCGAAGCAAGUGUCUCUUCCACUGCAAGGGAUAACCAAACUGAUGGUGACGUUCCUGUCCUUUGCGAGGAUGAAAGAAAUUUUGUGUGCUUGAAACAGGACUCACAUGAAAAAAACCAACUACAAUCGUCUCCACCAGGAUCCCCUUCCAGCUCUUUGACCACCAGUAAAGUUGCUGAUCUAGAAAUUUCUAUUGAUAUUCCUGAGAGGCCGAGUCCUGUCUCAGUUCUUGAGCCUGUAUUUGGGGAGGAUGAUAUUAGCCCUUCAAAGACCAAAUCUCAACCUGAUGAAGCACGCAGUGGAAAAAGGUCGAUGGACAAUAAGGAUUCAAUAUUUGGCUAUGUAAAAGCUGUGAUGCAAGCUUCUGGCUUGAACUGGUAUGAAGUCUGCAUAAAGUUGCUUUCGUCAGACCAACUACUUGACCCAUCAUUGGUUGAUGAGGUCGAAUUCUUCUCCAACCCACUUUGUUGUGACCAGAAGCUUCUCUUUGACUGCAUAAACGAAGUCCUUGUGGAGGUUUGUCAAUACCAUUUUGGUUGCUCCCCUUGGGUAUCAUUUGCAAAACCCGGUAUACACCUAAUCCCGGAUAUGAAAAGUGUAAUUCUUGAGGUCUCUAAGGGCGUUUACUGGCAUCUUCUCCAACUGCCUUUGCCUCACACUCUGGACCAGAUUGUCAGAAAAGACAUGGAAAGAUCUGGAACAUGGUUGGACGUUCGGUUUGACGCUGAAGCCAUCGGUUUUGACAUGGGUGAAACCAUUCUUGAAGACUUAAUGGAAGACACCAUAUUAAGCUACGUAAAUGAAAGUUCCGAAAGUGAGCAUGGUGUGCUCUCAGAGUCUAACAAAAGCGAGGGAAGUGUCAAUUCGUAGAAGAUGACCGAUUCUUUUUGUUCAUACUGAAACUGACCAACCUUGUGUUUAAGGUGGUGAUAGUACAACAAAUCAAAUUUGUGCAUCUUGAGGAUGGACAACACCACAUUUGAUCUGUUGACAAAGCAAUUCUAACUUUGUCACGUGUACAGAAAAUCCAGUUUGCAAGUGACCUUUUCAGGAGCAUAAAAUAAUAUUUGUUUCUCAUGAUGAGAAUCCUUUCAGUAUCACUGUGCAUUUCAAUCAGUACUGAGGCAGUAAUCUAUGUAUAGAUCUUGUAGAGUUUCGAGUGUUCAUUGUGUUAGUUGAGGGUGUGAUUUUUCAUCACGUUUGAUUGAUUCUUUCUUCUUUGUGUUUUCUGUUAUUCCCAUUGUUUUGCUGUUGUAUCAGCAGAGCUUGGGAUAUUCUGGACUGUGAGUUGUGGAUUGUUAAAUAGAGAAAUGUAAUAAAAGAAAAUAAGGAAUUUUAUGCCA